This is a messenger RNA of Dipodomys spectabilis (banner-tailed kangaroo rat), 1708 nucleotides long. It is a transcript of the gene Parvb, whose product is annotated as parvin beta. Gene Ontology annotation, molecular function: actin binding. The record is from RefSeq and is a predicted model, not a curated record. The transcript has 13 exons. Gene Ontology annotation, cellular component: focal adhesion; cytoplasm; lamellipodium. Gene Ontology annotation, biological process: actin cytoskeleton organization; establishment or maintenance of cell polarity; lamellipodium assembly. Bases 40 to 1092 code for a protein of 350 amino acids. NCBI's taxonomy places the organism in Eukaryota, Metazoa, Chordata, Mammalia, Rodentia, Heteromyidae.
UCGGCCGUGCUGGUGGCCGCGGCCCCGCUCCGAGGCGGGAUGAGGAAGGACGAGUCGUUCCUGGGCAAGUUGGGCGGCACGCUGGCCCGCAGGAAGAAGGCGCGCGAGGUGAGCGACUUGCAGGAAGAAGGCAAGAGCGCCAUCAACUCCCCGAUGUCCCCGGCUGCGGUGGACGUCCACCCGGAAGACACCCAGCUUGAGGAGAAUGAGGAGCGCACCAUGAUCGACCCCGUGUCCCGUGAGGACCCCAAGUUCAAGGAGCUGGUCAAGACCCUGCUGGACUGGAUCAAUGACGUGCUGGCGGAGGAGAGGAUCAUCGUGAAGCAGCUGGAGGAGGACCUGUAUGACGGGCAGGUGCUCCAGAAGCUCCUAGAAAAGCUGGCGGAUUGCAAGCUGAACGUGGCCGAGGUGACCCAGUCCGAGAUAGGACAGAAGCAGAAGCUACAGACAGUUCUGGAAGCCGUGCAGGACCUGCUGCGGCCCCACGGCUGGGCCCUGCGCUGGAGCGUGGACUCCGUCCACGGGAAGAACCUGGUGUCCAUCCUGCACCUGCUGGUGGCCCUGGCCAUGCACUUCCGGGCGCCAAUCCGCCUCCCGGAGAGAGUGGCAGUGCAGGUGGUGGUGGUGCGGAAGCGGGAAGGCCUCCUGCAUUCCAGCCACGUCUCAGAGGAGCUGACCACAACCACAGAGAUGAUGACGGGCAGGUUUGAGCGGGACGCCUUCGACACGCUUUUUGACCACGCCCCGGACAAGCUGAACCUCGUGAAGAAGUCUCUCAUCACCUUCGUGAACAAGCACCUGAACAAGCUGAACCUGGAGGUGGCCGAGCUGGAGACGCAGUUUGCAGAUGGCGUCUACCUGGUCCUGCUCAUGGGGCUGCUGGAAGAUUACUUUGUCCCCCUGCACAACUUCUACCUGACUCCGGACAGCUUCGACCAGAAGGUCCACAACGUGGCGUUCGCCUUCGAGCUGAUGCUGGACGGAGGACUCAAGAAGCCCAAGGCUCGCCCUGAAGAUGUGGUGAACCUGGACCUCAAGUCCACCCUGAGGGUUCUUUACAACCUGUUCACCAAGUACAAGGACAUGGAGUGACCAGCAGCGGAGCCGGCAUCGGGAGCUGUCCACAGCGCCGGCCCUCCCGACAGCCACGUGUGAGCCACGCCAGAGCCAUGAGAGACCCAGGCACCUUGGCCUCCACCGCCUCGUGCCCGCCCCUGGGCCCGCCCCUGGCCCCGCCCCUUCCUGUCCCACGGGACGGCCCCUGUGCCCACCCCUGGGCCCGCCCCUUCCUGUCCCACGGGAUGGCCCCUGUGCCCACCCCUGGGCCCCGCCCCUUCCUGUCCCACGGGACGGCCCCUGUGCCCGCCCCUGGGCCCACCCUGGGCCCGCCCCUUCCUGUCCCACGGGAGGGGGCCAUCCUCAGCCUCUGGCUUCUGUGACAGCGCUCGGGCAAGGCCCUUGAAAACGCAGUAUUUUAUCAGCUACCGCACGUUGGAGGCCUGGCUCCGGCUCCUUCCAGAAGAUGCUGAGCGGCUGACAGCCGAGCGGCCACUGCGCGGUGUCACGGGCCAGCCUGUGGUGCACCGCUGUGCCCAGGGACUCGGCGCUUCCUCUUCUCUGGAAUUUUCCAGGCUGGGCUCUCCUUGGAAGUGGAGCAUUUUCAGCAAAAGGGUUUUACAGAUUAAACAGUUUUAUCUCAAGUCCUAGA